Molecule: messenger RNA, 1515 nt
Organism: Blastomyces gilchristii SLH14081
Lineage: Eukaryota; Fungi; Ascomycota; Eurotiomycetes; Onygenales; Ajellomycetaceae
Exons: 3
Coding region: 194-1018 (274 amino acids)
Biological process (GO): regulation of proteolysis; regulation of Ras protein signal transduction
Molecular function (GO): phospholipid binding; peptidase inhibitor activity
Source: RefSeq, a predicted model, not a curated record
AUCAACAUACCGCACUGGGCAAUGUCCGGAGCUUCAACUCCGCCUCGUUAAAUGAUUAUGAGGCUGGGUUUCGAGAGAGCAACAUCUAGGCAAUUAUGUACGAGUUCAUAAUUUGUAUAAGAUCUAUCACCUGCUCGCACCAGCGCUGUGUUUUUUGUUCCGCUCUAUUCGUAGCGCCACUCAACUGAUUGCCAUGCCUUUACUUCGCAAAGCCUGCGAGUACGACAUCAUGGCCCUAUUACUGUGCUAUAUCUUCGCGACUAGCUUAGUCACUCCAGCUACAAUGGCCUCCCAUGGCCCACCGCAAUUUAUCCAAGCGGAAGAGUCCAGAAUAUACUCUCCAAUCCGCGAUGCCCUAAUUGGAGCCUCCAUAAUCCCCGACGUUCUCGAUGACUUCGAACCAACAUUCUCGCUUCUCAUAAGCUACCCGUCAACACACACAACAAUAGCCCUGGGCAGCUAUAUUUCGCCUAGCGCCGUCCGCUCACAACCUGUCUUCGAAUUCCACCCCUUCCUCAUCCCUCUAAGUUCAAAUACAAAUCCAAACCCAUCUCCCCAUCCAACGCCAGCAUCCAAGCCCCACCGCUCCGAAAAGUCUUACAGCAUAAUUCUCACAGAUCCUGAUGCAAAGAGCCGCAAGCAUCCCAUCUGGAGCGAAAUGUGCCAUUGGAUCGUGAGCAAUAUAUCAAUCCCCUGGCCCGUUAGCCUUCAACAACAGGACGCCAACAAUCCCAGCGUCACAUCCCCUUCGUACAACCUCAUCCCGCGGGUUCUGAAGUCCUACUUACCCCCCUCACCCCCGUCAGGCACUGAAUAUCAUCGGUAUGUCUUCGUGCUGCUGGAGGGUGACGCGGCGACGGCAUACAAUAUAACUGCUCCAAGGAAGCGGAAACAUUGGGGAUAUGGAGGGGUGAGGCGAGGUGUGCGUGAUUGGGCGAAAGAGUAUGGACUGGAGGUUGUGGGGGCUAGUUUCUUCUACGCCAAGGCGGCCCAGGGGGAUGAAUUGACGAUUGACUGAUGAUAACGUAUAUAUCGGAAGAAACAUUAUAUUUUGUUUGGCAUUGGUUUCGCCUUGUUAUUUUUUGGCUCCCUUGAGAUUGUGUCUAGACUUUUGGCCAAUUAUUGUGAAAUGGAAAUUUUUGGAAGUGGGAUUAACUUUUGAUUUGCCCGGUGUGAAGAGAAGCGAGUACAGGGAUGCUCGCACGUGUUGUACAGAGCGAAUUUAUCGAAAAAAGAAUAUUACCGGCAGGAAUAGCUUUUCAAAUAAUCGUGCUGGUACAUUUGCUUGCUAUAUAGCUGGAUCAACUAACUAAACGACGCACGCCAAAGUUGGACCCAGCGCACUCCCAGCAGACUAAAUGUAGUUGAAAUCGCAAGAGCUACUAGUCUAAGGUCAAAAAGAGGCCAUUUUCGCGAGUGACUGCUAAAGAAAGAAAUGAAAUGUAAAACCGAAUGCAAAAUGAAAUGGCAACAUAAUUGAGGGUGAUGUGAGGAAUAGGUUGGUGGUUUGCAGAA